GCGAGCAGGGAACGGGCACAAUGUGGUCCUCCCCCGGUGCCUGCAUACUCCAUUUCGGGAGGGGUGGGUGGGAGGUCACCAAACACGUACGGGGGGAUGGAGAGUCACUCUGUCUUUUGCACACUCGCCACCGAGCUGCACUGAAGUUCGAUCACAAAAUUUGUACUCUUCAGACACCGGAGUUUACCGUGGUGCCGCACCCAUGCCUGGGGCGCACGCGUACGCGACGCGUGUUGAUGUCCCCAUGGGCAACAAUUCUCAUGAUUCGAGUGGAGGAGAGGCCACCAUCGACGGGGCCUUGGGUGGCGCUUCCACAGAACCUGCCGUGGACAUUGCUGGGACCCAAAGUGGACGACCUGCGACUGUCGACAUCGACGAUGAAGGGGGUACUCGCUGUAGUGACGCCAUUCUGCGAGCGGGUCGUGGAAAAAGGGCCGUAGGGGAGGAGGGGGGAGGUCGUGGGGGCCAAAGCAAGGGCAAGGUGAGAGUUUGGGGUCCGGACUGGACAGACAAGGAGCGCAUGGCGCUUGUGAGGCUGCUGUUUGAGGAGGACUGCGCGCAGCAAAGCAGGCGAAGGAGGCAGAAGAUCAGGGGGAGACGGGAGAAGUACGAUUGGAUAAUAGGGAAAAUGGUUGAACAAGGCUUCCCGAAACGCGACAUGGAGGACUGCGAGGCAAAGUUCUAUGCCCUUCUUGACAAAGCAAAAAAGAUCCGGGAUUACAGCGGCGAAUCCGGCAAGCCGAGCUACUGGCACAUGUUGAAAGCUCUGCAAUGGAAGCUUGGGAAGGCGGACGGCUCGUGCGAGGACAUGAUGCACAGUGUCAAUCUGCAGAGAGGGCAGACGAGCACGGUCACAGAUGAUGAAGACACCGGCGGCAGUAGUGAGAAUGGAGGGAAUCGGCGAAAAGCGGAUAGUGACAGUGCAGAGGGUGCCAAGUCUCGGCGGACCGGGGGUGGGAGCGGGCACAGUCGGCGUUCUGUGCCAGAGAGUUCAGCUGACGCUUCAAGGGGAGGUUCGUUCGCAGACAUAGCACAUGCUCUUGUCAACGCGAACGACCGUCAUGCUGACAAGAUCGCAGGGAGUUUUGCGCAUGCCAUGGACGGAAUGAACAAGACCAUGGCGGAUGGUAACAACACGCUGUUGCAACGCUUCGCUAUGCUUUCAGCGCACACGCGUGGUGGCAAAAUGUCGUCUUCUCCGAUGCACGGUAUUGGCGAGGUUGUGGACAUGGCCGGAGAUUUCGCGCUAACCCACAGACGGCGCAUCGAACAAACGCAUGAGCUUGCCCGGAAGUGGGGGGUGUUGUUCACUCGCGUGUCGAGUAUGGUCGAGGAUCUGCAACGUCUGCAAGGCGAGGUGGAGAAGGCAAACGUGAAAGAGGGGCUGGCGGGCUCAAGAGCCGAAGCUGCGGAGCAAGCUGUUGCUUCUCUGAGGGAGGAAGUGGCACGCCUGCAGCACCAAUUCUCACUUUACGAAGGGGGCUCCAACUAUACCCCUGUAGAGCCCGAUAGUUUCGUCACAACUGUGCAGAGCCCCGGCUGCAGGCGAGGUGGAACCGUCGCCAGUGUCACAGUCUCGGUGGGACACAUGCGACGUGACUCGACUCAACGCACACCUCUGCGGAGGCGGGUGCCCGCUGAUGCCAGAUCGCCUUCGUCGCUGCCAGUUGAGGAGAAGUAUGUGUAUAGAGGGCGAUUCCCUCUGGUAAUUCGACAUUGCAAUUCAGUGAUGUGACAUUCAGGCAUUGACUGAUCUUGUACAUGAUGCAGCACAGCAUUUCUAGCCGUGACCAAUAG
Chara braunii is the source of this 1797-nucleotide messenger RNA. The record is from the annotation of a GenBank genome assembly. NCBI's taxonomy places the organism in Eukaryota, Viridiplantae, Streptophyta, Charophyceae, Charales, Characeae.